Molecule: messenger RNA, 1644 nt
Organism: Doryrhamphus excisus (bluestripe pipefish)
Lineage: Eukaryota; Metazoa; Chordata; Actinopteri; Syngnathiformes; Syngnathidae
Biological process (GO): regulation of transcription by RNA polymerase II
Molecular function (GO): DNA-binding transcription factor activity, RNA polymerase II-specific; RNA polymerase II cis-regulatory region sequence-specific DNA binding
Source: RefSeq, a predicted model, not a curated record
AACGAGCUAAGAACGCCCUCACCUGGCUGUGGACUAGCACUCUACGUCCGGCAAGACUUCCGGGUGGUCAUAGGUCACAGGUCACAGGUCACGGGUCAAUAUUUGGCUAGCAAGACGAGUCAUCACGAAGAUGAAAGCUGAUUGUAAAGUGGGAUGUCGUUUGACGUGAAAGCGACCCGAAGUGGCCAUGGAGUCGUCCGUCCAGGACAUGAAGGACUGUCUGGCAGAGGCGCGGGAAAAGUACAGGAAGGUUCUGGUCUCCAACGCUCAGCUGCACGACGACAAGGCAGCUCUGACGUACCAGGUGGAAAUGCUGCAGGAGGAGCUGAGCUACACGGAGGAGCUGCUUUGGGAGACGUGGCGCCGCUCCAUUGAGUGUGCAAAGGCAUUAGAGCAUCAGAAGGAACUCUACCACGUGGCUAAGAUGGAGCGUGACCAGAUGAGAGCGGAGGUGAUCAGCCUACGAGACGUUAUCAAGAAAGGCGGAGGGUCCGGGGGAACGGGAUUGGACCAGGCUGAGGAAGCUGCUGGCAGACAUGGUAGCUGCAUUCCUGCAGUGACUUCCUGUGUGUCCUCCAUGGUUCUUCAUGGUCCUUCAAGGACCAAAUACAUGUGUGCCGGCGAGCUCAUGGGGGUGUCGAAGAGGAGUCGAAGGAAAGCUGUGGCGGGAAGGAAGAUGACAUUGAACGGACGCGGCAAAAGACAAGCCGUGAAGCAGAGUGGCACCUCUGAAGAUGAGUGGGCUUUUCUCCCUGGUGUCAUAUCACCUACGGAGUCACAAGAGGAACAUCCCAAGUACCGGUCAGAUGUUUCCCCUGGCAGGGACGUGAUCCUGGAACACCAGACUGUCCUGUCCAGAAGCUCGGUAGACCGGCGUCAUGUCUCCACUGCUUUGUCACACCAACAUGAAAACGAAGAGCACAAAGAACUUCCUGCUUCUGCUGAGCACAGUCGGGCGUGGCCGCGCGCCAGUCACUCACCAGGCCGUACUGGGAAUCAGACAUCAACUCGGACGACUGAGUCAGUGCAGGACAAAGAUCCUCCUGCAAUGCACCGGAAGGAACCAACAGGAGAUUCAUCUGAGGCCAUCGGUCCAGCUAACCGUCGCUCCACCGACUUCGAUUCUUACUUUGCUCCCAAAGACUUCCUUCCAGGGCAUCAAACAUCACCAGCUGUCGGUCGUCGCGACAAGCUCAAAGCUUUCUUCAGAGUCCUAGCUGCUCCUGAAGGGCCGCUCAUCAACGUCCGAGAAGGAAAACGCCUCGGCGAGCGACGCUCCAGCCGGUUGAACGUGCAGGCGCUCCGAGAUCCUUUAGAGGGCGACGUGGACAGUUGUGAGGAAGCUGGCGAGGAGACUGAAGACGCCCAUCUGGCUGCAGUGACGAGUGGACAUACGGUGCCCGUGCGUGUCAAGGCCGCGGUCACUUCCUUCAGUCGCACGGACGGCGCAUCCUUGGGACGUAACAUGUCAUGACGUUUGAAGGUGAACCACCUUGGAAAUGGAGAAAUUGAGGUGGAACGACGACUCCCUUCUGGAGGUGUACUCCCACUCCGGGAGUUCUGCGGACCGGACUGUUGCCAAAGACAGAUCAACAUGGACGUCAACUUCCUGUUUCUUUCCCCAGUUCAAUAAAAGCGUUUUUC